This is a messenger RNA of Asparagus officinalis (garden asparagus), 672 nucleotides long. RefSeq names its product transcription repressor OFP13-like. The record is from RefSeq and is a predicted model, not a curated record. Lineage: Eukaryota; Viridiplantae; Streptophyta; Magnoliopsida; Asparagales; Asparagaceae. The transcript has a single exon. Gene Ontology annotation, biological process: negative regulation of DNA-templated transcription. The coding region runs from base 1 to 672 and encodes 223 amino acids.
AUGGUUAAGAGUUCUAAACAUCUAGUGUUCAAAUCUCUGUUCAAGCCAAGAAACCCUAGACCCUUCUCCUCUCAAUGGCCUUGGCCAUCUUGUAGUCAACCGAAGACCCCCUCUUUUCGACUGACCGUAGAGCAAAACUUAGUCCCUCAAGACUCAAGUGACUCAUGCAUUACAAAUUCAUCCUCUACAGGGUCGGAGAGCUUCUCUAUAGCCUCAGAUUCCUCAGUUGAGGCUGCAAUGCAAGCAAUGAGCUCCAAUAGGCUUCUCUUCGAUGGCGUAAGCGAUAGUAGCUCAUCGAUAGUGGGCAAUAAAGAAGUUAAGGUGCCAUUUGAAGGGAGCGUUGCAGUUGAAGUUGAGUCCAAGGAUCUCUACAGAGAUUUUCUUGCGUCAAUGAAGGAGAUCGUGGAGGCUAAUGCAGAGGUGAAGAAGGAUUUGGUUUGGUUUGAGGAGAUGCUUGAGUGGUAUUUGAGGAUGAACAGGAAGUCGACACAUGAGUUUAUUAUUGGGGCUUAUUGGGAUUUGCUUCUCGAGAUGAUGGCGUCUUCUUAUUGUAGUACAAGCGCUACACUUUCUUCAUGCUCUUCUUCUACUUGUUCUUCUUUGUCCUCUUAUUUUUCUUGCCCUUGUGAGAUUCAAGAUGUUGUGAAGCAGGAGGAAGAAAAGAUCAAGUAG